AUGAUCUACCCCAUGUUCAUAUCCAAUUUACUCAUUUUUAUCACAAACUGCUAUACACAAUCAUUCGUAGUCGACUACUCAGUUUGCUGCACAGGAGAGAAGGAAAGACGAAUGCGAAACUGCCUCUUCAGUGUCGGUGACUACAAAAUGAGUCUCAUUCGCGUGGUUGAUUCAGAGAGAAUCGACUACUUGGACACCGUCGAUGGAACAGGAACAAUCUGCCCAGUCUGCUUCAAACGAGUUUACAGGCGAUUCUGCUCCACCAAAGUGGGAUUCCUUCUCCUACGAGUCGUAGUGAGUCUCGCUCAGACAAAGGAGACUGAGGAGCACAUGGUUCCAGUCAUAAAUGGACAAAUCUACUUCAAGAACGACAGUAGCAGGACGAGGCUGCUUGUCUACAGCAAACGUGGAUUUGAGACAAUUUCAAUCACAAGGCAGGGAAAGAAGGUCUUCAGGAUGUGGAGUGAGAAGACGGCAUUUGAUGUGACCAGAAUUGCAGCAGAAUUCACUGGAUGCGCCUACGGGAAUCUGAGUGCAUUCAAGUACAAGGAGUGGGAAGAAGACACGUUUUACAGGACAUUCAAGUGGGUUGUGCCUGGGGCAGAUGAGACCGUUCUGGCUGCCUAUGACGUGUUCGUACGGAUGUACCAGUACGAUAGGGCAGGAAGGGCAAGCAACAAGUUUGUACGAAGCAACAGGUUCAUUCAGAGGUUCAUUAACAACAGUUUGGCAGUGUGGAAGCAGAUGCAUCGUAACAUGAUGGGUGGGCUACCAGAGGAGACGAGGACGGUGGAGGAGCACAAGAAGCGCAUUGAGAAGGGUGUUGGAAUCGUAUUCGUUGAUUACACGAGGAAGGCAGGGGAUGACGAGGUGGAGUCUACGAUGAACAUCGAGGAGCUGUUUAAGACUGAAAAAGAGGAGAAGAAGAGCAAGGGGAAGCCAAUUAGGAAGACAGUUCACAGGAAGAAGGGCAGUAAGUUGGUGAUAGGCCUGGGAAUGGUAAUUAUGGUUAUAGCAAUAUUAGGAACAAUAGUGCUUCGGAUUCUGAAGAGGAGGUGGAACAAGAAGGAAGGGGAAGUAAAUACUACGAAGUGA
Messenger RNA from Enterospora canceri, 1095 nucleotides. The record is from the annotation of a GenBank genome assembly. NCBI's taxonomy places the organism in Eukaryota, Fungi, Microsporidia, Enterocytozoonidae.